CGUGCGCUGAACCGCGCCAUGGGUAGCGCCCUGCGGAAAAGCAAAGCGGUGCGGCAAGCGCCCGACGGCGGCCCCGAGCGGAGGGAGCCGGCAGAGGCAGCACAGAAGGUGCAAGAAGGGCAGCGUGAAGUAACAACAGAAACUUCACAUCCAGUUGGCUUUGUACAGGAGAAGAAAACAGGACAUCAUGAGGAAACUUUAAAGACAAAUACAGAAGGCAAGGCUCAGAAACCACUGGAGAUGAACAGCCAUACACCAGUGCCACGUUCCUAUGACUAUGAUCUCAUUAUCAUUGGUGGGGGAUCAGGUGGCCUGGCAGCUGCUAAGGAGGCUGCCAAAUAUGAAAAGAAAGUACUAGUGCUGGACUUUGUCAAGCCUACACCUCUGGGAAACUCAUGGGGUCUUGGAGGAACAUGUGUAAAUGUGGGCUGUAUACCUAAAAAAUUGAUGCACCAGGCAGCUUUACUGGGGCAAGCCUUGCAGGAUGCACGCAAGUUUGGAUGGCAAUUUACAGAGGAAGUCAAUCACAGCUGGAUGACUAUGACAGAAUCUGUUCAGAACUACAUUGGUUCACUGAACUGGGGCUAUCGGGUUGCACUGAGAGAGAAGUCAGUCACAUAUGAGAACGCCUAUGGAGAAUUUGUUGGACCACACACAGUUAAGGCAACAAAUAGAAGAGGAGUUGAGAAGCUGUACACAGCUGAGAGAUUCCUCAUUGCCACUGGUGAACGACCGCGCUACCUGGGUAUACCUGGGGACAGGGAAUACUGCAUUAGCAGUGAUGAUCUUUUCUCUCUGCCUUACUGUCCAGGGAAAACCCUGGUGGUUGGAGCUUCCUAUGUUGCCUUGGAAUGUGCAGGAUUUCUUGCAGGUCUUGGGUUGGAUGUCACUGUAAUGGUGAGAUCCAUCCUCUUAAGAGGAUUUGACCAGGAUAUUGCAAACAAAAUCGGUGAAUAUAUGGAAGAACAUGGAGUCAAGUUUAUUAGGGAGUUUGUGCCCAUCAAGGUUGAGCAGAUUGAGGAAGGAACUCCUGGAAUAUUGAAAGUUACAGCCAAGUCUGCAACGGGGAACGAAAUAAUCGAAGCGGAAUACAAUACUGUAUUGCUAGCAAUUGGAAGAGAUUCAUGCACAAGAAAUAUUGGUUUGGACAAAGUUGGAGUGAAAAUUAAUGAAAAAACAGGAAAAGUUCCUGUCAACGAUGAGGAGCAAACAAAUGUGCCAUAUAUCUAUGCUGUUGGAGAUAUACUACAGGGCAAGCUGGAACUCACACCAGUUGCAAUCCAGGCAGGAAGAUUGUUAGUUCGAAGGCUUUAUGCUGGGGCAACCAGUAAGUGUGACUAUGUGAAUGUUCCAACUACCGUGUUCACUCCUUUGGAGUAUGGAGCCUGUGGGUAUUCUGAAGAGGCUGCAAUGGAGAAGUUUGGAGAAGAAAACAUUGAGGUGUAUCACAGCCACUUCUGGCCACUGGAAUGGACAGUGCCAUCCAGAGACAAUAACAAAUGCUAUGCAAAAAUAAUUUGCAAUAUCCAAGACAACGAGAGAGUCAUUGGCUUCCAUGUCCUUGGUCCAAAUGCUGGAGAAGUCACCCAAGGGUUUGCAGCUGCUAUGAAAUGUGGGAUGACAAAAGAACAACUGGACAACACCAUAGGAAUUCAUCCUGUCUGUGCUGAGGUAUUCACCACUCUGUCUGUGACUAAGCGUUCUGGUGAAAGUACCCUUCAGGCUGGAUGCUGAGGUUAAAGACCCCCAUUCUUGUUAUUGCCAGAGACUAAUUUUCAUCACAAUGUCCAACUUGUGCGAUUCAGAAGAAAUUAUUGGGGAGAAUCCAUCCUUGGCUGUCUGCAGAAAUGUGUGGAUAUUAACCAGCACAUUACAUCAUCCUAAUGGAGAAGAGCACUGUGGGAGUUGGUCACUUGCGAUGAUUGGCUGGCAAUUAGCAAUGGAAUGGGAAUAUUAACUAUUGAGCUGUUGCUUAGCAGGGCAUUUAACAAAUGCUUUCAUGAAGUCAUAGCCUGAAGCCUGCAUUGUCUGGUGGGCAGUGAUGGAAGAACUGCUAGCACAGCUGGACAACUAUUUUGAUUUGGUUUUAUUCCUCUCUAGUUUCUUACCUGAACAAUAACUGUAGAAUAAAACAAACAAACAAACAACACUCCCCCCCAAAACAAGAAAGCAAAGAGAACUCCUACUCCAAAAACCAAUAGUGAAAAAUACUGAAUGUAGAUAUGGACAAAAAGCUGUAUUUCAUUGCUUUGGUUUGUAUUUAGGUGAGAAAACAAUCCUUUUGAAGCAGACAUUUCCAUUGAAAAGAACAAAUUCUUGAAUGUUCCACCUGUGUAGGAUAAACUUUGUAGAUAUUUAGCAAGGAACUGUUAAAAAAUGCCUCUUUGUAACAGAAAUGAAUGUAGGUUGUGAUCUGGCUUUUUGUUUCCCCCUGUUUUGGCGGAAAGGUUCAGAUUGCAUUUAGUAAAUGGUUCUGGGGUGUUUAGUACUGUGGUGUGAAUAGCAGGUAAAUGCUCCAGCCCUCUGGGAGGAGUGCCUUGUGUCUGAACUUCUCCUCGGUAACAAAGUCAUGUAUUUCUGCUGAGAUUAUUCUAGAGUAUUGUUUUAAAUUAUUUUUGUAGAACUCAGAUGUAGCUGAAGGAUUUUUAAACAUGUUUUGUAUGGUGUCAGGAAUGAUCUGUGGUGGUAUUUUUCUGGCCAGUUUAUUUAAUAAAUUGUAUAUUUGCACAAA
Molecule: messenger RNA, 2731 nt
Organism: Pogoniulus pusillus (Red-fronted tinkerbird)
Lineage: Eukaryota; Metazoa; Chordata; Aves; Piciformes; Lybiidae
Gene: TXNRD1
Product: thioredoxin reductase 1
Exons: 15
Coding region: 19-1734 (571 amino acids)
Biological process (GO): cellular response to oxidative stress; glutathione metabolic process; cell redox homeostasis
Cellular component (GO): cytosol; mitochondrion
Molecular function (GO): glutathione-disulfide reductase (NADPH) activity; thioredoxin-disulfide reductase (NADPH) activity; flavin adenine dinucleotide binding
Source: RefSeq, a predicted model, not a curated record